Molecule: messenger RNA, 859 nt
Organism: Melanotaenia boesemani (Boeseman's rainbowfish)
Lineage: Eukaryota; Metazoa; Chordata; Actinopteri; Atheriniformes; Melanotaeniidae
Exons: 2
Coding region: 7-669 (220 amino acids)
Source: RefSeq, a predicted model, not a curated record
GAGAGGAUGGCGUCUUACCGGGAGGACCGUCUCCUGGCUGACGACUUCCUCGGAGUCCCUGCCCUGGCGAUCAUCGAUGGAGAUGAAGGUAACCCUUUUCCUUUUGGUGAGGUUCUUGUUCGUGAUGGGGUCCCCCAAUUCUCUGAUAGUGAGGAAUCUGAUCUUGAUGUUGAGGAGUAUGAUGAGGUGACUGAUAGUUCAGAGUGGACAUUUAGUAAUGAAAGUCUUUCUGAGGACUCUGGGUACAGCAGCGUGUACUCUGAGGAAGACGAUGACCAUAUUCCACCUGAGUUUCCUCCUCAUCCUCCUCAACAUCACAUCACACCCCCAGAGGGAGACCUUCCUGACCGGCCACAGUUUGUGGUUUGUUUAGGAAGGAUCUCUCCAUUUGGCCUCUGGGAUCUUCAGGAGAGCUUUGCAGAGGACUCUGAUUCCUCAGCUUCCGUCCCUAGCUCCUCCCAAAAGAGGAGCAGGGAGGACAGCGACGGGGAUCGGUCCUCUGCAAAGAGGCCGAGGGAGAGCUGUGAGGAGAGCCCUGGAGAGGAGCAGUCCUUUCCAGACUCGACUCCCUCAACCUCUGGCUUCAGCUCCCCCUUGAAGAGCAGGUGUGGCAUCAUUGACCUCACUGUGAAGAGACCGAGGUGGGACGAUGACAGCGACUCUGACUAAACUUGUCAACUCCUUUAUGCUGCAGGAUCUGACAACUUUAGAUCGGACAACUUUAGAUCGGACAACUUUAGUUGCAUAAACCACCAGUCAUGAACUUCAGCAACAGGAAGGGGCUGAAUGUUGCUUCUCCAGAUGGGACUGUUUUCCAUCUGGAGAUCAUUUUUUCUUCAUUUGUAUACAUGUAUAUUUC